CUCUAGUUUUAAAAGUGACCUCUAGAUGGCUCUUGAAACAAACAAACUUGUGACAGAAGAAGCUCCUCGGUUUACAAUUUGGAAAUUCUUAAAAAUUGUUUCUGAAAAUGUCUAUUGAAAUUGAAUCAGCCGACGUUAUUCGUCUUAUCCAGCAGUUCUUGAAAGAGUCUAACUUGAUGAGGACCCUCCAAGUGCUCCAGGAUGAAACAGGCAUUUCUCUCAACACUGUUGAUUCAGUUGAAUCAUUUGCAGAUGACAUUCUCAGUGGCCAUUGGGAUACAGUUUUAAAAGCUACACAAUCUCUUAAACUUCCAGACAAAAAAUUAAUUGACCUUUAUGAACAGGUCGUUUUAGAAUUGAUAGAGCUCCGUGAGUUAGGAGCAGCCAGAUCACUGCUCCGUCAGACAGAUCCCAUGGCCCUUAUGAAACAGCAAGAACCUGAUCGAUAUUUAAAUCUAGAAAACCUGCUGGCUAGGUCUUAUUUUGACACCAGGGAAGCAUAUCCCGAAGGAAGCAGUAAAGAAAAACGGAGAGCAGCCAUUGCUCAAGCUUUGAGUGGAGAAGUGUCCGUGGUACCACCGUCUCGUCUACUCGCUCUACUCGGGCAAUCUUUGAAAUGGCAACAGCAUCAAGGACUUUUGCCUCCCGGUACCAGUAUCGAUCUUUUCAGAGGUAAAGCUGCCAUCAAAGAACAAGAAGAAGAACAGCCACCUACUCAGUUGACUAAACACAUCAAAUUUGGACAAAAGUCUCACGUCGAAUGCGCAAAAUUCUCACCUGACGGACAAUAUCUUGUCACCGGCUCUGUUGACGGCUUUAUUGAAGUUUGGAAUUUUACCACAGGAAAGAUUCGUAAAGAUCUCAAAUACCAAGCUCAGGACAAUUUCAUGAUGAUGGAAGAUGCUAUUCUCUGCCUAACCUUCAGUCGUGACUCUGAAAUGCUUGCUAGUGGCUCUCAAGAUGGCAAAAUCAAAGUUUGGAAAAUUCAGACUGGCCAGUGCCUACGCAAAUUUGAGAAAGCCCAUAGCAAAGGUGUGACCAGUAUGCAGUUUUCCAAAGAUAACAGCCAGCUACUGACAGGAUCGUUCGACAUGUCCGUCAGAGUCCACGGUUUAAAAUCAGGCAAAACUCUGAAAGAAUUCCGUGGCCACACUUCCUUCGUCAACGAAGCCAUUUUCACAGCCGAUGGUCAUCACGUGUUGAGUGCUUCUUGUGACGGCAGUGUCAAAGUCUGGAGUAUGAAGUCGGGCGAGUGCGUCUCCACCUACAAAUCGCUGGGCGGUUCGUCAGGCGGUGACUUGACGAUUCACACCAUCACCCUCCUACCCAAGAACCCAGAGCAGUUUAUCGUCAGCAAUAAGAGCAGUACCGUAGUUAUUAUGAAUAUGCAGGGACAGAUUGUCAGAUCAUUCACCAGCGGUAAGCGUGAUGGUGGUGACUUUGUUUGCUGUACCCUAUCACCUAAAGGCGAAUGGAUUUAUUGCAUCGGUGAAGACAUGGUGCUCUAUUGUUUCUCCAUCGCAUCAGGCAAACUCGAAAAAACUUUAACGGUCCACGAGAAAGAAGUCAUAGGCAUGAGUCACCACCCGCACCAAAAUCUCCUAUGUACCUACAGUGAAGAUGGAUUUCUGAGAAUGUGGCGACCUUAAACUUUGAUGACGAAUCUAUUUUGAACGAGGAAAAAUACAGGUGUCGUUUUGUGAA
This is a messenger RNA of Daphnia pulicaria, 1704 nucleotides long. It is a transcript of the gene Smu1, whose product is annotated as WD40 repeat-containing protein SMU1-like. The record is from RefSeq and is a predicted model, not a curated record. Gene Ontology annotation, molecular function: protein binding. Bases 108 to 1649 code for a protein of 513 amino acids. Gene Ontology annotation, biological process: mRNA splicing, via spliceosome. The transcript has 9 exons. NCBI's taxonomy places the organism in Eukaryota, Metazoa, Arthropoda, Branchiopoda, Diplostraca, Daphniidae. Gene Ontology annotation, cellular component: precatalytic spliceosome.